CAAGAAAUGCCGAUGACAGGUGUGGCAAACCUCUCGCGUGUUAUUCCGAACAAAAUGAGUGACAAUUACGAUAUAGUAGAGAGAAAUCAAUUCGAAACAGUAUAAAUAUAAAGUAGAUAAGGCUAUCGAAAAAGAUAAAGGUAGAUCUUUGCUUAAUUGCACCCUUUAUUCAUCCACGUCCAAGUGCUAGGCACGUGCUGUUGUUUUGUUUUGGUCAGCGCGGCGCUGUCAAAACGGUAUUCAGCAGCGCUGCCAGUGAACAAGCGGAAAAGCAGCAUCAAAAGCAAGCAAGAAAACAACAUAAACAAGUCAAAAAUAUGCUAAAGAAGUGGUAAAUGCACCGAAGAAGGUGGGAACAAAGCGGACCAAAGUGGGGCGCCUCGUAAUGACGUAAAUAAUCCGCCACCAGUCUCGUCGUACUACGGCCACUCCGCUUUCCCUUGGAUCGCAAUCGGGUUACGCACACACAAUCGUGUGUGUGCGUGUGUGACGGUCACAGUGAAAUUGGUGCCACGGAAGUUAAAGUCGCGCCUCUCAGCAGUGAUGUCCUUUUCCGGCUAGAGGACACAUUACCGAAGCGUAAUAGAGAAAUGUAAUGAAAGAGUGCCGUGAAAAUUCCGGAGCUUAGUUUGCUCCAGUACCGCAAUUCCAAAGAGAACUUGGGACCAACGAAACGAAUCUGCGAAAACGGGCCAUUUUGGUGUAGUGUGUCGUGUUUUAUUUUUAAUUUUCCCCUCUGUUUAAGUUUGUUGUGUAUUUUAUUGUGAUUGUGUGGAACAACUACAACUGUACGAUCGUCCGAUAAAUGGCCACGUUAAGAUAACGCACAUGUGAGCAAGUUGGGAGUGUUAAGCAAUACACAACAAGAAGCAAGGUGUGAACUAAUCCACCGAGCAAAAGCCUUGCCGUACACGACCAGCGCUCCGUUGGUUACGCUGAUAAGCCAGAAAACGCGCGCACGGAGGGAGAGAGUUUCGAUUUUCCAACCAACCAAACCCAGCACAUCGGGCUCGGGACAGAAGACAUCGGCAAGAUGAGUGUGUCCAAGUAUCUUCCCAUCCAUGUGUCCACCUCGCAUAAAAUUAUCAUCUUAUCGGUGUCGGCCGGUGUAGCGCUGCUGGGUGCACUCGCUGCUUACCUUGGCCGCCGGAGAACUCCACUGCCUCAGCAGCGCCGGAUACGAAAACCCUGCAAUAGACGCACACGCAACAGUGUACGCAGCCCGAACGAUAUCAUGUCUGUGGCGGGUUCGAAAGUAUCCGCCCGUUCGUACAGCCCGAGCGGCUCCGUACACGCUAUCUCCGAUCGGAUGUCACUCGCUUCCGGUUCACUGGUAGCCGCCGGCGGUGGAACAGUUGGUGCGAUGGGCACGAUGACGCUUCUUGGCAAUACGACCCCGCUUACACCGCAACAGCUCGGCGUCAUGGGCAUGGAAGCGCUCGAGAACGUCGUUAGCUACUGGGAAGAUGCACUGGCCGGGCGUAACGAUUUGAUGGACAUUCCGGGCCGUGCAGCGAACGCCGAUCAGGAUGAAUUUUGCCGCGAGCUACAAAACCUUCUCGAUGCGGCCUACAACCUACAGGAGCAGGGCGAACUGCUCUUCCUCGACGAGCGGUCCGUGCUUUACCGGGAUGAUGAGCGAAAGGCCAUCACAGCCGGCGGUGAGCACGGUCUAACGAACGGUCACCGAUCUGGAUCGGAUCCGAACUUUGAUUCGGCCGAAAGCUUCGCUUCCGCCCUGGACCAGGUGGCCGAUUUGCGCGAGUUCGAUGACACGGAAUCGUUUAUGGACCUGGAACGAUACCCGCUGUACUCGAGCGCGCUGGAAACGAUGGACGAGCAGCAGAUACCGUACCGAACGCUGCGCACCGAUAUGGUCGGCUGUGCGUCCGAUACGGAGUACCUGGCCAAGCUGCACUGCAUACGGUUAGCUUUUAAACUACUGUUUAAGGAUCCCAAAAAUGGUCGCUGGGUGGCCGACACCGGGCGCCAGAUUCUCACCGAUCUGCUCUGUCUCGGUGACAAGGAUCCGAAGGAUUUUCUCGUCGCGUACGAAUCGAUGCUAGAGUUCCUCCAGAACCCCAGCAACUGGAACGAUAUCGAGCUCGAGCUGGAAUCGCGCAACGUUAAAGCGAUGACGUUCUACGACGUCGUGCUAGACUUUAUCAUUCUCGAUGCGUUCCGCGAUCUGGACGCACCGCCCAACAGCGUCCUGGCCGUCAUUAACAAUCGCUUCCUGUCGAACGGCUUCAAAGAGUCCGCUCUGGCGACGGCCGUUUGGUCCGUGCUGAAGGCCAAGAAGCGUAUGCUCAAGUUCCCGAACGGAUUUAUGGCCCACUUUUACUGCAUCACCGAGCAGCUGUCGCCGCUGAUGGUGUGGGGUUUCUUCGGGCCGAACGAAAGCCUUAAGGAGGUGUGCCAAUACUUUAAGGACGAAACGAUCGGCUUCCUGUGUGACAUCUACAGCUUCCAGAAGUGUCGGUACACGACGGUUGACGAGCUGGCGGAAGACAUUCUCGAAAACAUGCGCAAACGAGUUAACAAUAUAGGCGUCAAGUUCAAUCAGUAGUAUUCCAUCGGUGCUGUGAGCGUCGGGAGAGGUUCGGGAAUGCUUGCUGGUUGAAAAGAUUCCAUUCUGUUUCUGUUUCUUUCUAAUUCAUUUUCCAUUCAACACACACCGGUGGAUGGAAAGUAGGCGAUAGAAGAGCGAAAGGCAAGGCUAUUUUUUGUCUGCGGUGUGAUGAAAAAAGCACCUUAAAUUCUAAAAGCCAGGCUACAUGAUGCGAGAUGUCAAAAAGAUUUCGCUUAAAGGGGGUGGUUAUGCGAAAUCUAUCCGUCAAAAAGAUUUCGCCUUCUCGAGCUGAAAUCUCGGAAAGAUUUCGCUUCUCUCUAGCC
Anopheles stephensi (Asian malaria mosquito) is the source of this 2895-nucleotide messenger RNA. It is a transcript of the gene Miga, whose product is annotated as mitoguardin. The record is from RefSeq and is a predicted model, not a curated record. Lineage: Eukaryota; Metazoa; Arthropoda; Insecta; Diptera; Culicidae. The transcript is spliced from 3 exons. Gene Ontology annotation, biological process: mitochondrial fusion. The coding region runs from base 1034 to 2569 and encodes 511 amino acids.